UCCUAGAGCGGACUCCCACUCGGCCUUUGUAGCUCCUCCAGCGCAGCUCUAUGGACGUUGGAGGACCUAGAGAUGCCCAGAGAGGCGUCCUCUCGGGUAGAAACGUGCUGCAGCAGCCCUUCCCCUUCCCGGUUGUGAGCGCGGGGGCCGACGGGAGUCGUAGUCCGGAGCCCCUCCGGCGCGCGGUGCCUGACGGGAGCUGUAGUCUCCGCAAGCCCUUCCUCCUCUGUCUUCCUGAGGGCCCCAUGGCAGCAGCAGCAGCAGCGGCGGCGGCAGGAGGCUCCUCUGUGCGGGCGGCGAGGCAUUGCCUCAGCCCCCUGCUCCGGCUCAAGCCCCGCUGCCACAGAGGUUUUCUGUCUGCCUUCAGCACUGCUGCACAGCAGAGGAGCACAGGGGAUGACUGUGGCCCAGAAGAACCUAAUGAUGAACCAAGACACCUCUUGAAUGAAAACAGUUUAGAACACAAAGCUAUCAAACUAGAAGAACAAGUUCGUAUCUUAACAAAACAAUAUCAGAAAGCAAUAACAGAUUCUGAAAAUGUCAGGCGGAGAACACAAAAGUUUGUAGAGGAUGCUAAGAUUUUUGGCAUCCAGAGUUUCUGCAGAGACCUGGUAGAGGUAGCAGAUAUCCUAGAGAAGACAACUGAGUGUGCUGAGUCUGAACAGAAUGACCCAACUCUGACUCUGAAGAAGAUCUAUGAAGGCUUGUCUCUUAUAGAGUCCAAACUGCAAAAUAUAUUUGCUAAGCAUGGCCUGCAAAAAAUGAAUCCAAUUGGUGGCAAAUAUGAUCCAUAUGAUCAUGAAAUAGUGUGUCAUAUCCCAGCAGAGAAAAUGCAACCGGGCACUGUGGCAUUAGUGACUCUGGAUGGCUAUAAACUCCAUGGCCGUACUAUUAGACAUGCACACGUGGGUGUGGCAGUAGAAGCACAUGAAUGAGUUAGACUUGACAGGUAGCAGAUCUGUCCACAUGACUAUUGCUGCUAUGGCAUGUCCUCUCAUUAUUUAUUAAGCUAAGUUUGUAUUAUAUGUUGGUCUCAGGAUGGAUGCCUUAACCUGGGCUUUAUUUCCAAGAUGUACAGUUAUUUAAUGUCACAUUUCCUAUGUUAUAAAUAUUUUUUCAGAUGUUUCUAAAAUGUAAUUAAUCUCACCUUUUCUGUUGUCAUUCUCAGGUCUGCAUUAAAUUCUGCAAUGGGUUUGAGAGUGGAAAGGAUUCUAGGACAUCAUUAUUCAUUAUAAUAUUAGGGGUUGUAUCCCCUGGACUGUCAAGUAGCAGAACAUACAACACUAGUAGAAU
This is a messenger RNA of Sceloporus undulatus (fence lizard), 1293 nucleotides long. RefSeq names its product GrpE like 2, mitochondrial (gene GRPEL2). Gene Ontology annotation, molecular function: adenyl-nucleotide exchange factor activity; protein-folding chaperone binding; protein homodimerization activity. Gene Ontology annotation, biological process: protein import into mitochondrial matrix; protein folding. The coding region runs from base 51 to 935 and encodes 294 amino acids. The transcript is spliced from 5 exons. NCBI's taxonomy places the organism in Eukaryota, Metazoa, Chordata, Lepidosauria, Squamata, Phrynosomatidae. Gene Ontology annotation, cellular component: PAM complex, Tim23 associated import motor. The record is from RefSeq and is a predicted model, not a curated record.